Molecule: messenger RNA, 897 nt
Organism: Helianthus annuus (common sunflower)
Lineage: Eukaryota; Viridiplantae; Streptophyta; Magnoliopsida; Asterales; Asteraceae
Product: proline-rich protein 36-like
Exons: 4
Coding region: 1-897 (298 amino acids)
Source: RefSeq, a predicted model, not a curated record
AUGGCGAUCGUAUCAGACGACGGGGUUUUGUCAGAGCGAGAGGUCUACACUUCCGACACCACAAGUACCGAUGACGACGAUUUCAAGCCGUUUACGCUGCCAAACAUCGGAGCUGAGCCUGCUGAUGGCCUUCCCACCGGGGAUUUACCACUUGCAGUGAUCCCUGCUCCUAUACUGCUUGCUGCUUAUCCCGUCAUAGACAUGCCACUCGAUGUUGUUUCUGACGACGACAUCGAUCUGUUUGAGGAGGACCCACCAGAGGCUGAUCAUGAGGGUGGGGCCCCUAUUGUUGCUGAUGUUAUCCUACCCAUUGCUGAGGCCCCUGCAGAGGAGCUUCCUGCUGAUUCACCUGUCCCAGAUUCCUUUGAGUCUGUGGCAUCUGCGUCCUUACACACUCAGGGAGUGCAGCAUCACUCUUCAGACGUCGACCCUGACAUGGCGUUAUCAGCUGCACCUGCUCCCGCACACGACUUCGAGUUCGACCACGAGGUUGACGAUGAUUUUGAUCCUGUCUUUCCCCCUGCCAUUGCACCCUUUGUUGAUGAUGUACCCGUUGCUGAUGCUCCUGUUGACGCCCCACUCUUGAUAGAGGAUCCUGUUGUUGCACCAUUUCCUGAUCCUGUGCUGGUGCUGUUCGACCGUGCACCUUUUGCUACUCAUGUGGAUCCACGUUACGCCGACACCCGUAACGGGUGGAUCGACGACGAUGACGAUUACCCACCAUUCGUGUUACCUGUUACACCUCCAGACAUACCGCCACCGCGUCCUGGAGAGGGGUCAUCCAGGCAGCCGCCUGUUCCUGUUCCACCCAUGUUGUCAUCACCUUUUACAUUCGCGUCUCAGUUUCCUCAUGUUGCACCACCUACUGCACCAUCUUUCACUCCGUCGAUUGAUUAG